Diceros bicornis minor is the source of this 5357-nucleotide messenger RNA. RefSeq names its product endothelial PAS domain protein 1 (gene EPAS1). Gene Ontology annotation, biological process: cellular response to hypoxia; regulation of transcription by RNA polymerase II. Gene Ontology annotation, molecular function: RNA polymerase II transcription regulatory region sequence-specific DNA binding; DNA-binding transcription factor activity, RNA polymerase II-specific; protein dimerization activity. Bases 496 to 3108 code for a protein of 870 amino acids. NCBI's taxonomy places the organism in Eukaryota, Metazoa, Chordata, Mammalia, Perissodactyla, Rhinocerotidae. Gene Ontology annotation, cellular component: nucleus; transcription regulator complex; cytoplasm. The transcript has 16 exons. The record is from RefSeq and is a predicted model, not a curated record.
GGCCGGCUCGCAGCUUAGGCGUCCGCCGCGCUCUCGCCCCAGCUCUCCUGAGGGGGCCGUACAAUCCUCGGCAGUGUCCUGAGACUGUAUGGUCAUCUCAGCGGCAGCGCCCGCCCGGAUCCAGACUCUUCCAACUCCCGUCGUUCGAGCCACUUUACCCAGACAAGUGACUCCUUUUCGAGGGAUAAAGGAACUUCGAUCUUCUCGCUGCCUUCUUUCUGCGUUUGACAGCCUCCUCCUACUCCUUUCCCCGACCCCGCCUCCUCGUGCAGGUUCCUCCCGGUCACCUUUCUCCACCCCCCUCCCCGGCACCUAGCCAGCCGCCCACAAACUUCCACCUGACUGUGCGGGGCGCUCGGGACCUGCGAGCACUUAGGACCUGUAACACCGGCCCGGGCCGCAGGGAGUGGGCGAGGGCCACAGCGAAGGCAGCGGCUGCAGCCCCCACCGGCCGUGGAGCCCAGGUGCUUGGCGUCGCAAAGGGCCACAGCGACAAUGACAGCUGACAAGGAGAAGAAAAGGAGUAGCUCGGAGAGGAGGAAGGAGAAGUCCCGAGAUGCUGCAAGGUGCCGGCGCAGCAAGGAGACGGAGGUCUUCUACGAGCUGGCCCACGAGCUGCCCCUGCCUCACAGCGUGAGCUCCCACCUGGACAAGGCCUCUAUCAUGCGGCUGGCUAUCAGCUUCCUGCGAACACACAAACUCCUGUCCUCAGUUUGCUCUGAAAAUGAGUCUGAAGCUGAGGCUGACCAACAGAUGGACAACUUGUACCUGAAAGCCUUGGAGGGUUUCAUUGCCGUGGUGACCCAAGAUGGCGACAUGAUCUUUCUGUCAGAAAACAUCAGCAAGUUCAUGGGACUCACACAGGUGGAGCUAACAGGACACAGUAUCUUUGACUUCACUCAUCCCUGUGACCAUGAGGAGAUCCGUGAGAACCUGAGUCUCAAAAAUGGCUCCGGUUUUGGGAAGAAAAGCAAAGACAUGUCCACAGAGCGGGACUUCUUCAUGAGGAUGAAGUGCACGGUCACCAACAGAGGCCGAACCGUCAACCUCAAAUCAGCUACCUGGAAGGUCUUACACUGCACUGGCCAGGUGAAGGUCUACAACAACUGCCCCCCUCAUAAUAGUCUCUGCGGCUACAAGGAGCCCCUGCUCUCCUGCCUCAUCAUCAUGUGUGAGCCCAUCCAGCACCCGUCCCACAUGGACAUCCCGCUGGACAGCAAGACCUUCCUGAGCCGCCACAGCAUGGACAUGAAGUUCACCUACUGCGACGACAGAAUCACAGAACUGGUUGGUUACCACCCUGAAGAGCUGCUUGGCCGCUCAGCCUAUGAGUUCUACCAUGCACUGGACUCAGAGAGCAUGACCAAAAGUCACCAGAACCUGUGCACCAAGGGUCAGGUGGUGAGCGGCCAGUACCGGAUGCUUGCGAAGCAUGGGGGCUAUGUGUGGCUGGAGACCCAGGGGACGGUCAUCUACAACCCUCGCAACUUGCAGCCUCAGUGCAUUAUGUGUGUGAACUACGUCUUGAGUGAGAUUGAGAAGAACGACGUGGUGUUCUCCAUGGACCAGACAGAAUCCCUCUUCAAGCCCCACCUGAUGGCCAUGAACAGCGUCUUUGACAACAGUGGCAACGUGGCUGCGUCUGAGAAGAGUAACUUCCUGUUUGCCAAGCUGAAGGAGGAGCCCGAGGAGCUGGCCCAGCUGGCCCCCACUGCGGGAGAUGCCAUCAUUUCUCUGGAUUUCGGGAGCCAGAACUUGGAGGAGUCCUCAGCCUAUGGCAAGGCCAUCCUGCCCCCAAGCCAGCCGUGGGCCGAAGAGUUGAGGAGCCACAGUGGCCAGAGCGAGGCCAGGAGCCUGCCUGCUUUCACCGUGCCCCAGGUGGCUGCCACAGGGAGCACCACUCCCAGUGCCACCAGCAGCAGCAGCUGCUCCACGCCCAGCAGCCCUGGAGACUAUUACACGUCUCUGAAUGAUGAUCUGAAGAUUGAAGCAAUCGAGAAGCUCUUUGCCAUGGAUACAGAGGCAAAGGACCAGUGCAGCACCCAGACGGAUUUCAAUGAGCUGGACUUGGAGACACUGGCACCCUACAUCCCCAUGGACGGUGAAGACUUCCAGCUCAGUCCCAUCUGCCCGGAGGAGAGGCUCUUGCCGGAGAACCCCCAGUCCAUCCCCCAGCACUGCUUCAGUACCAUGACGAACAUCUUCCAGCCACUGGCCCCUACGGCCCCUCCCAGACCCUUUCUCCUGGACAAGUAUCAGCAGCAGCUGGAAGGCAAGAAGAUAGAGCCCGAGCACCGGCCCAUGUCCUCCAUCUUCUUUGAUGGUGGGAGCAAGGCAUCCCUGCCACUAUGUUGUGGCCAGGCCAGCACCCCUCUCUCCUCUAUGGGAGGCAGAUCUAACACACAGUGGCCCCCUGAUCCGCCAUUACAUUUUGGGCCCACGAAGUGGCCUGUUGGGGAUCAGCACACUGAAUCCUUGGGGGCAUCACCAUUGGGGCCCCCCGUCACCUCGCCCCAUCUCUCCAUGUUCAAGAAAAGGUCUGUAAAGGGCUUUGGGCCUCGGGGCCCAGAUGUGAUGAGCCCAGCCAUGGUAGCCCUCUCCAACAAGCUGAAGCUAAAGCGACAGCUGGAGUACGAGGAGCAAGCCUUCCAGGACAUGAGUGGGGCGGAUCCACCAGGCAGCAGCACCUCACAUUUGAUGUGGAAAAGGAUGAAGAGCCUUAGGGGCAGCGGGGACUGUCCUUUGAUGCCUGACAAGCCACUGAGUGCAAACGUCCCCAAUGACGAGUUCACUCAAAAUCCGUUGAGGGGACUGGGCCAGCCCUUGAGACACCUGCCCCCACCACAGCUGCCAUCUGCCGUGAGCCCCAGGGAGAACACCAAAAGUGGGUUCCCCACGCAGUGUUAUGCCCCCCAGUACCGGGACUACAGCCUGCCCUCGGCUCACAAGUUGUCAGGUAUGGCAAGCCGGCUGCUUGGGCCCUCGUUUGAGCCUUACCUGCUGCCCGAAUUGACCAGAUAUGACUGUGAGGUGAACGUUCCUGUGCCAGGAAGCUCUACGCUCCUGCAAGGAGGGGACCUCCUCAGAGCCCUGGACCAGGCCACCUGAGCCAGGACCUUCCACCUGGGCAGGCACCCCUGCCACCACCGUCCCGCCAGCUCCACUCCCUACGUCUGUUUUUACAACUAGGUAUUUCUAACACCAACACACUUUUUACAGGAUGUACUUACCUGGCAGACUUGUCCAGGUCACCAAGUAGUGGCCUUUUUCUGAAGAUGCUCACUUUAUCAUCUAUAUUUUAAAAAUACGACAGUUGUUUUACCUGCUACAUUUUGCUCUGUCAAUGAAAAUGUUCUUAAAUUUUAUAAGAUUUUUUUCCCUCAACCUCAAUUACUUCUAAUUUAUAUUAUUCAUAGGUCUCUUUCUCUCUCUUUCUCUGACACACACACACAACGUCCAUACUAACAAGUCUGGUGUAUGUUUGUUCUUUUGUAGAGAAAACUUUGGCUUCAUUUAACUAAAAACAUUUUGUUGUUGUUGCCAAAGAAAGAAAAAUAAUUUUGAUUUCCAAGCUUGACUUGUGGCCUCUCCCCCUCAAAGCUCUUCUCCUUCCUUUUUCAAAAAUAAUCACCAUAUUGUAAAUUUCAGUCUUUUUUUUUUUUUUAAGCUUAUUGCUCUAAUUUUGAUACGACUUUUGAAAAAAAAGAAAUGUGAAGGGUGAACUGCAACGUAUGUGGUUGGUUAUCUGUAAAAGUUGCACAGUGUGGCUUUUCCUAAACUGUUUGGUGUCCCCCACCCCAUUCGGUGGAUUUUUUUUAUUAUUAUUCAAAAACAUAACUGAAUUUUUUAAAAAGAAAAUUUAUAUCUGGAUUAAGUGUUUAUCAUAUAUAUGGGUACUUUGUGAUAUCUAAAAACUUAGAAAUGGAAAUGGAAUCCUGCUCACAAAAUCACUUUAAGAUCUUUGUUAAGCUGUCCCUUCUCCUUUUCCUGGUGUUGCUGACACUGCAGAAUUGUAUAGUACUCCCACGGGCCUGUACUAACACCGCUCAAGGUCUCUCUCUUUUGGCUUUUUGCUUUUGGGAUAUGCCAUAGGCAUGACAGACAAUCUGAGAAGUGGAAUCAUUAAGUGGGAGCAUUGCCAGCUGUCCUCUCCUUGUGUUCUAUAUGUAUUAUGUAUGUAUGUAUGUAUUAUUAUUGCUGCCAAGAGGGUCUGACGGCAUGUCAUGGGGUAGGGGGUUGGGGGUGGGGGGAACCUACAGGACGGGAAGUGCUUUAACUUUUCUUAAGGUUUUGUUGCUAGCCCUUCAAGUGCACUGAGCUAUGUGACUAAUGGUCUUUCAUGUGGCACAUUUGGAUAUUUCCAGAACUAACAUGAGAUGGUUUAAAUGGGAAUUCAUGAAAGAAAGUGAGGAUUCAGAAAUGGUGUAAUGAUCUGGUCCACGUUCUCCCAGCUCACCACCUUGGAGCACGUGGAGCUGGACUGAGGGGGAGUAGCUGGUCCUGACCAGCCCCAACCCCAUGCCCCUUCCUGGCCCAUCCUCAAAUCGCCUUGCAAGGCUGAGGUGCAGUGCCCCCACUGGCGAGCAGCAGGCAGACCUCUGGGGACGGCCCCUAGCCUCAGGCCCUCCCUGAGGUCGGCCUGUCACUUGAAGUGACUAGGUAGGAAGCACUGAAAAUAGAGUGUUCUCAGAGCACCUUGUAACUCACUGGGUAAGAGGGGCGAUACCUUUUGGUUUUUAAAUACCAAUCACAUGGAACUUUUCUGUCAUGGGUACAAUGACAAGUUUCUAGAAACACACGGCACAGCAGUCCAAGAUACAGCACAGCAGGCUAAGAAUUUGGUAAGCCUGGCUGGACUUAUUGCCAAAAACAAAUCAAAAUUUAAAUUUCAAAAGAAAUCUAAGUUAUAUGAGAAGUUACCUAGUCACUGUGUUGCCCAAAUCAUACUUGAGCACCACAGCUUUGCCCCCGCUCGGCGGCAGAACUUGAAGGGUUACCAACAUAAACGCCGGUGUUUGAUCUCCUAUGUGUGUUGCCUCAGCAUUAAGGGCAUUUUACCCUUGCAGUUUUACUAAAACACUCUGAAAAAUAUUCCAAGCUUCAAUAUUAACCUUACUUGUCAAUGUAACAAUUUCAUGAACAUUAUUAUAUUGUCAAAUUCCUACUGACAACAUUAUUACUAUACGGGAGCUUAACUUUAUAAGGAAAUGUAUUUUGACACUGAUAUCUUAUUAAAGUAUUCUGAUCCUACCACUGCUGGUGGUGCUUGUUUCCUGUGGAUUUAUCAUGGGCUACACCAAUGUAAAAGUGAAGUAUUUAUUAAAUAGUUUACAAAAAAUGAACAUUGGUACUGAUCU